Messenger RNA from Catharus ustulatus (Swainson's thrush), 5633 nucleotides. RefSeq names its product divergent protein kinase domain 1C (gene DIPK1C). The record is from RefSeq and is a predicted model, not a curated record. Lineage: Eukaryota; Metazoa; Chordata; Aves; Passeriformes; Turdidae. The transcript is spliced from 4 exons. The coding region runs from base 54 to 1295 and encodes 413 amino acids.
CGCCGCUCGCAGCCCAAGCGGCCGCCCCAGCCCAGCCCAGCCCCGGCGCUGCGAUGAGGGGCAUCCCGGGCUUAAAGCGACUGCGGCUCAAAAUCUGCCGGCGAUGUGCCCUGCUGCUGCUGCUCCUCUGGGCUGCCUGCUGGGUGCUGGUGAGCGCUGCGCUGUUCCUCCUCCACAGGAGCGUCUUCUCCGAGCGCUGCACGGACGAGAAAAGCCACCGGAUCCUGGCCAGGCUGUGCCUCGACUACAGCAGCGGAGCCCUGACUGGGGACCUUUGUGAAGACCUGUGCGUGGCACAGAAGUUGGUGUACAAACACUGCCUUUACUAUGACAGAGGUAAGAAGGUCAUUCAGGCUGAUUGGAGAGGCCAGCCCAUCAUACUGAAAUCCAAAAAAGAAAUCUUUUCCAGCUACCAGCAUCUCAGUAUGCUAGAGGAGGUGGAAACACAGGAUAUCCCUGAAACAGAGCUUCUGCUUAUGGUAGCUUUGGAGGUCAAAAAUGCCCUGGGGCUAGAACUGUCUAACAAUACCAUGGGGCCCCUGUGGACAAGGAAGAAGGGACCACAUUGGAAAGCACAGGUGGCCAGCAUGUGGUCCUUGCUCCAGCAGGAAGAAUAUAUCUACUUCAGUUUGCUGCAGGACUUCAGCAAACAUGUGCUACGAAUUAUUGGCUCUUGUGGACACUUUUAUGCUGUGGAGUAUCUCACAGCUGGACAUGCCUGGCACAAAACUCUUUUUCCCCUGGAAAACGUGAUCGGCCCCUCCCUUACUGGACACAGAAGCAGGGUGAGAGCCAUCAUUGACAUUGCACUCAGCUUUCUGGACAUGGUGCAGCAUUUUGAUAAUGAUUUCUCUCACCGACUUCACCUGUGUGACAUCAAACCAGAGAACUUCGCUAUCAGGCAUGAUCUCACGGUGGUGGCCAUUGAUGUGGAUAUGGCCUUUUUUGAACCCAAAAUGAGGGACAUUCUGGAACAGAAGUGCACAGGAGAUGAAGAUUGUAAUUUCUUUGAUUGCUUUUCAAAAUGCAAUCUGAAAAUCAGAAAAUGUGGAGCACAGAGAGCCAAUAACAACUUGCAAGUAAUUUGUGACAAAAUAUUCCGUCGCUGGUUUUCCCCAAAUCUCAGAGGACCACUGGUUUCCCUGCCCCUGCAGCUGCAGCUGCAGAAAGCCGUGCAGGAGUGUGCUCAGCCGGGGCACACGGGUGCCACGGGGCACCAGAGGACUCUGAAAUCUCUCUCCCAGUUGUACCACCUGCUUCGGGUCACUCAGCGAGAACUGCAAGGGGCAGAGUAGACACAAAAGGCAGAACUGCAAAGGCCACAUCCCAGUCUCUCUGCCAUCCCUCCUAACCCUGUAUUUUACAGCACAGAGAUUGCUUUUCCACUAUGCAAAUGAAGUUCAUGGCUGCAGGUGCAUGCCCUGAUAAUAUCCUGUCAAGUGUUAAAUUACUUUACAUUACUUAGGUUCUGUUCUUGCUUAUUUUCCUGAGCCAGCAUUCCCCCUCUCCAUCAACAUUCAGCACAUCCUUCUGAGCCGUAGUCACUGCUCAGAUAGCAUCGGUCAGAAUGUGAUGCUCAGAGGUUGCAUUUACAGAAGAAAAGUGUAAGUGCAGCAAAUCUCUAUCAAUAGUUAAAAGAAUGGGUGGGUGGGUGUGGAUAAGUACAUGUAUGGUGUUUGUUUUUAGUUUCUCUAUCAAAUAAGAGGAUUUUUUUACAGUAGAGACAGAGCAUUCUGUGUAAAAAAAAAAAAAAAAAAAAGAGGGGGAUCUCAAACAGGGAAAUGUGCUGUCACACAAGGAAAGAGUUGCUUUUGUACAAAGCAGUCCUUUCUGAUGUCUCCAAAUGCAUUUUCUCCAGGGCAUUGCAUUACCUGUGCCAUUGCUAACUCUUUUGCAGAAAAAAUUAUAUAAAGGUACUUUGGACUUUUCUAGAGCAAAAUAAUUAUACCCUUGCUGAGCUCCCAUGUGGGUACUCAUAUUCUGCAGUGAAGAGGUAUGAAUAAUGCUACUGGAUUUUCCCAUGUGAACAAGCCCUCAGGCACUUGUACAUCAGAGCACUUGAUAAGAAGCACUCCUUUGCCAGAGAGCAGAAUUGCCCAGGAAUGUCAACAAUCUGUCCUUUGCACAGAACAAUAUCCAGACCCAGAGUUUUCUUCCAUGGUAUUUUUUUUAAUGAACUAAAGGAAAAUUUUUUGUACAAAUUCAUUAUCUUGCAAUCAGUUGUGUAAAUAAAGAUCUCUAGAUUAACUUAAAAAUAUUAACCUUGCCUUUCAAAUGUGCAGAGCUGUUGCUGGAGAAACUAACACAGAUUCAGGAGAUACUACAGUGUGUAGGCCCAGUACCAGGCAAAGUCCCCAUGAUCUGGUUUUGGCAUGAGGACAUUACAAACCCCACAAACAGGAACCCCAGCAGCCUAUGGCAGCCUGCAGCUUGGAGGAAUCAAUGGUAAGACUGGCAAUACUGGUUUGUGGAUGUGAGACAUCUAACAACACUUAAUCUGCUCCAUCAUUAUGUCCCUCAACCUUAUGACAGCUGUGAACCCUGUGAGUGCUAAUUAGACAAAAACUUUCCAUUUCUGGAGUGGUUCUUUAAAGAAAAGCUAAACACUGCCUGUGACCAGAAAAAUGGGAGCAGCUGAGGAGACCUUGACCUCUUAAAACCUCGCUCAAAUUUUCAUGCUGGUGCUAGUGGGUUUUCAUAUAUAUUUCUUGCAAUAAGCGAUCAUAUUUUUAAAACUCGUGCAAGCCCUCAAGAAAGUCAAAGCAAGAACAAGGUCAGCUGCCUUGCCUGGGUCCAAGCUGCCUUAGCUGUUGCUAAGCUGGAGCUCCAGUUUAAGAGCUCCUGACUGGUAAAGCUGCUCUCAGUCCACACUUCUCCUUUAACCAGGCAGCAAAGAAUGUUUCAAUACCUUAAGAUCAUUCUUUGCAAAAGCAGGAAGGCAAAGCAGAAUAAGAAGAAACAAGAAUUCCGGAACUAGCACUGUUACAAAGUCAUGAAAUAGAUGGAGAAAAUAAUUGUGGACAGAAUCAGAUUGUGGCAAAGGAGUGGGGAUAGGUAAAGAAUCAGUUAGAGAGAAGACAAGGAAAGAAAGAUGAAGGAAAAAUAGGAAAAAAAAGAAGAAGUAAAAAAUGUGUCAGCCUUUGUAGAAAUAUGAUUUGUGAUGCAAGAUUCGAUAAAGUGAUGUUUAGUCUGAGGAAGAAGAGACUGAGGAUAAACAUAAUAACUCUCUUAAAAAAAAGAAAGAGGUUGAUAAAAAGAGAAUAGGAGAGAACUGCCCUUCCAGAUUUCCUUGGUGGAUAUGGCCAGCAAUGAGCUUAAACUGUAGAGUGGAAGAAAACAGUAAGAAAUUUGCUACAGACUUUCUGAAGAGAGGAACAGUGAAGAUACGACACACAAAAAAACCCCAAAAUCAUCUGGGAAAACUUCAGACUUCACAAAUUGUGGUUUUUAACUACAACCAAGAGUGAGUGCCCAUCAGGAAUUAUGCACAUGCAGCUAAGUCGAUGAUGCUGCCUUGAGGUAACCUUUUAUCUCCAAGUCAUGUGAUUCUGUUAUCACCAGUUAGCAUCUGUGCUCUUGUGACUCCCUCAUGACAAAUCCCCUCUUCUGAGACUCAAGAAUACAUGUCUCUCCCUUUAUCUAUGCAAAUCUGUUGGCUUGCCUGCAAAGGGAAGGCAGAGAGAUCUCCAGUGAUCUCACAAUUUCAUGUGCAAAAGAUGCUACAGAGCCUGCUGGUGUGAUCCUGUCUCCCCCACACAACCUGCCUGCUGAUGGCACUGAUGCUUGCUAGGUCAGGAGGGACUCAAUAUAUAUCCCAAAUGCUGCUGGGGAGCCUGAAGAUAUUAAAUGUCAUUGUGUUCCUGUUUCCCUGGUCCCAUUCUUUCCUCCUUCUCAAACUCGGAGGGUACCUUCAGGGAAAAGCAGGCACCACAUAGACUCUCGGUGCUUUGCAGCAGAGUCAUGUUCCCCCCAUGGCAGGGCUUCCCUUCCCAUUUUCAGGUUUGCAUUUCAGACAGGAUAAAUUUCAGUUGGGUAGGAUAUUCCACUUUUAAAACAGGUGGAAAAAACAUAGUGAAAUUAAAACUGGUGGCAGCCAAAUGCUGAUGGAAUGUGACUCUGCUCAGAAGAUCCUUUUUCCUUGGCAGGAUAUAGGAAGGGAAGCUGCCUUUGACAGAUUUCUCCAACCCCCUCAGGGCCUGGCUGCAGCCACCUCUACCUGGCAGGGACCUCCUUCCCCCACACCACACUUUCCCAGGACAUUAGGUUUCACUUCUUUUCAGGAUACAGAGAAUAAUCCUCAGAAACCUCUCAAGAUCGACACAAUUGAGUUAUUUGUCCUUGGCUGGGCUGUGAGAUUACAUAUCACUGAUGCAGCCAGCUCCAGGCAGGCUUUGGUGCACACCUUCAAGGAGGAAAGGAGAACCUGACAGGUUGUGUGAACACAGGGCUUGAUUCUUCACAGCCCCCCACGUGCUUUGUAAAGUCACUAAAUCCCGGGAAACAGGAGAGAAAGCACUACCAGUGAAGCAAAUGAAAUAUUUUAAUUUAAUUAACAAAGGUGGCAAAGACCAAAACAGGAAUAAAACUGUAGUUGUGCUUUUUUCUCCUUGGGACAGGAAGAAAAAGUUAAGGCCCUUGUUUAGUGGCCAUUGACCUUAAAGAGACAAGUGCAAGCUGCUGUAAUUUGAGUCUGUAUGAUUUUGCAACCACGUUAUUGGUGAAAAUAGCUAUUUGUUUGAAUGGAAAAAUCUCUACAGGUGUUUGACAGGAAGAACCAGGACUGGUGCUCCUGUCUGAUGAAGCCCCUUUCGUGCUGCCCUGGCAGCACUGCCCACCCCUCUUUGGUAGUUAGUGCACUGUAGCUUUGCAAAGACUCUGUAAGAUUCUUCCCACUCCUCAUCCCUUCCAUAUAAAAGAUUUCUUACAUAGGUUCACUAAUAGCAUUUGGUUGCACUGGCAACAGCCACUUUAGCCCAAGAUGUCUGUUCCCAUUCAAUUGAUCUCAGCCCCAUCCCUUUGCUCUGUCAGUCUGUUCCCAUAUCCUUUUUGCCCUAUAAAAGUGGCAUUACCUCCUGAUUAAUUUCUACUACUUGCUGAAUUACUGCCUUAGUCAGCAACUUCUACCCCAUAUUUAUGGCUCCCUGUGAAACAGGAAUGGCAUUAAGUCAUUGUUUAUUCGUUCUGUGCAUCUCAGCAGCAUGUGCUUCAACUCUGCAAUAAUCCAAAUAUACUGUCUGUUCCCACAUUUUACAAGAGAUGAGUCCAGUUGGAGGUCUACUUUAUCUUUGGGAAAUCUUUAGGAAAGAUAAAUUCAACCCGAUGCUCAAGAUUUUCACAGAUUUUCUGAUACUUCUGAUUUUCUCCAACUGGCAUUUUAUGCUCUGCAAAAAACAUCUGCAAGCAAUAGUCCUGCACUAGGAUGAUAUAAAACAGAGCAGAACUCCUUGUCCCAAAGGGUUUAUGUGGUCCCCUUUGUAUUUCUAGGUUGACUCAAUCAUAAGUAGCCCAGAAAAGCAGGUCUUUGCUGUAGCCUGGGUGCUCUUACCAAUACUACUGCUCCCUAAUGUGACUUUCCAGACUCCCCCUUCACUGAGAGCAUUCAGACGUGUUGCUGGAGGCAGCACUAGAGAUAA